GGGCGGCUACGUCAGUUCCUCCUACUCCCGUUCUACUUGUACUUCCGGUUUGAACGCUCUGUUGUCGCUAGUUGUUGAACAGAAAGCACAGCUAAUCUAACAGCAAAAGAAACGUUGUUGCUGUGCCGAAAACGCAGCGGCGAACGAAUAAAGUGAUUUCAUAAAAGAGUCUCCUAAUUUGGUGAAGAUGUCGUACAUGCUCCCACAUUUACACAAUGGCUGGCAAGUGGACCAGGCCAUUCUCUCGGAGGAGGACCGUGUGCUGGUCAUCCGCUUCGGACACGACUGGGACCCCACCUGCAUGAAAAUGGACGAAGUGCUUUACAGCAUCGCAGAAAAGGUGAAAAACUUUGCCGUCAUAUACUUGGUGGAUAUCACAGAGGUUCCAGAUUUUAACAAGAUGUACGAGUUGUAUGACCCCUGCACCGUAAUGUUCUUCUUCAGGAACAAACACAUCAUGAUUGAUCUGGGCACUGGCAACAACAACAAGAUCAACUGGACAAUGGAGGACAAGCAGGAGAUGAUAGACAUUGUUGAGACUGUGUACAGAGGAGCGCGUAAAGGAAGAGGUCUCGUCGUCUCCCCCAAGGACUAUUCCACCAAAUACCGAUAUUAACCUCUCUCUCCUUCCUUCCUUCCUGCCUCACAAGCUCAACGCAACCCUGGACUAUUUUGCCUCUAAUUUUUCAGCAGCCACUGUUUUGUCAUUUCUGAACAUUUAUGACGACUUCUUACUCCUCCUUACUCAGUGUCUUCAUACGUUAUUUCUUUUAGUUGUGUGAACCAUGGUGCAACCAUUUAUGUGUUUCGUUGAUAGUGAUCUACUAAUUUGAAAGGAGUGGUUCUGAAUGGAUAGAUUUGUAACCAUGAAACCUACAAAUGAACGUCUUUGUGUUUUCCCCCAUGAUGGAUAUUUAUUUUAUACAAAAUAAAAAAAAUGUUUUAUGAAA
Messenger RNA from Engraulis encrasicolus (European anchovy), 950 nucleotides. It is a transcript of the gene txnl4a, whose product is annotated as thioredoxin-like 4A. Bases 188 to 616 code for a protein of 142 amino acids. The record is from RefSeq and is a predicted model, not a curated record. Gene Ontology annotation, cellular component: spliceosomal complex; U5 snRNP; U4/U6 x U5 tri-snRNP complex. Gene Ontology annotation, biological process: mRNA splicing, via spliceosome. The transcript has 4 exons. NCBI's taxonomy places the organism in Eukaryota, Metazoa, Chordata, Actinopteri, Clupeiformes, Engraulidae.